UAAUAAUUCAACAAUACAAAGCAAUAUUCAAAUUCCAGCUAUAGACAACAAUAUUUAUCAAAAUUCAUUUGAGUUUAAUCUAAAUUCAGAAGAAUUUAUAAAAGUCUAUCAAGAUUAUGAGAAUAAUUUAGAAAAUUAUAGUAAUUUUGAUGAUAAUUUAGAAGUAGAUGGAUUUGGAGAUAUUAACAAAUUAUUGAAUAGCUUGAAAGGCAGAAAUAAAUUUGAUAGUGAUAAUGAGUUGGUAAAUAGCUUAGAAAAUGAAGAUAAAUUUGAGGACAAUGAUGAAUUAGGAAAUAGUUUAGUAAGUAGAAAUGAAUUUGAAGACAAUAACGAAUCUUGGAAUAGUUUAGAAAGUAAAAAUGAAUUUGAGGACAAUGACAAAGAUGAGUUUAUAAGCAAGCUUGAGUAUAAAAAUUCUGAUAAUAAGUUAGAAGAUAAUAGUAAUAUUUCUACUAUAACAAAGACAAGAAUACAAAUAGCGAAA
Messenger RNA from Dentiscutata heterogama, 484 nucleotides. The record is from the annotation of a GenBank genome assembly. NCBI's taxonomy places the organism in Eukaryota, Fungi, Glomeromycota, Glomeromycetes, Diversisporales, Gigasporaceae.